This is a messenger RNA of Penaeus vannamei (Pacific white shrimp), 1527 nucleotides long. Lineage: Eukaryota; Metazoa; Arthropoda; Malacostraca; Decapoda; Penaeidae. The record is from RefSeq and is a predicted model, not a curated record.
AUGAAACUACCACCAUUCCCUCGCAAACCCAAACUACCACCAUUCACCCACCAAACUACCACCUUCCCACCCAAAAACUACCACCAUUCCCACCCCAAACUACCACCAUUCCCUCACAAACUCACAAACCACCACCCUACACCAACAAAUACCACCAUUUACCACCAUUCCCACCUAAAACCACCAUUCACCAUUCCCUCACAAACCAAUCCAAACUCCACCAUUCCAAACUACCACCAUUCCCACCCAAACUACCACCAUUCCCACCCGCCCACCCAGACAACCACCAUUCCCUCACAAACUACCACCAUUCCCUCACAAACUACCACCAUUCCCUCACAAACUACCACCAUUCCCUCACAAACUACCACCAUUCCACCCAACUACCACCAUUCCCACCCAAACUACCAACCAUUCCCUCACAAACUACCACCAUUCCCACCCAAACUACCACCAUUCCCCACAACCACCAUUUCCCUCUACCACCAUUCCCACCCAACCACCAUUCCCUCACCAACCCCAUUCCCACCCAACUACACCAUUCCCUCCCAAACCACCAUUCCCACCCAAACUACCACCAUUCCCACCCAAACUACCACCAUUCCCACCCAAACAACCACCAUUCCCUCCCAAACUGCCACCAUUCCCACCCAAACUACCACCAUUCCCACCCAAACUACCACCAUUCCCCCCAGACAUUCACCAACUCCACAUUCCCUCCCAAAACUGCCAACCAUUUCUACCCACCCCAACGCACCACCAUUCCCAUCCAAACUAAACCACCAUUCCCUCACCAAAACUACACCAUUCCCUCCAACUGCCACCAUAACGCCACUCCGCCAAACUACCACAUUUACCCACCUUACAAACUACAAACCAUUCCCUAUAUGUGUUUGUUACCGCCAAACUCCAAAACUACCACCAUAUUCCUCACAAACCCUCACCACCAUUAACCCCUCACAAACUAACCACACCAUUCCCUACAAACAACAACCAAAUAUCCCACCCAAACUAACAACCAUUACACCGCCCAAACUACCAACCAAUUCCCUCACACAACUACCACGCAUUACUCCUCACAAAAACUACCACGCAUCCCACAUCACAAACUACCACCAUCAUACCCCACAAACAUACCAACCUAUUCCCACAAACAGACUACAACCAUUCCUACCCAAACUACCACGACCAUAUACCCACCCAAAACUUACCACCAUUCCCAUCACAAACUACCACCAUAUCCCCACCCAAAACUACCACGCAAUAUCCCACCAAACUAACACACCAUUAACCCUACCCCAAACUACCACCAAUUCCCACCAACUACCACCAUUACCCAACCAAACUAUACCACCAUUCCACUCACACUACCACCCAUAUCCCUCACAAAAGCUACCAAACCAUUACCCUCACAAACUAACACACAUUACCCCACAACCACUACCACCAUUAACCCACACACAAACUGACCACCAUUCCCAUCCAAACUGCCACCAAUAUCCCACCAAACUACCAAACCAAUUAUAA